AUGGACAAAGAAAUGUAUCGGUUCGUUAUAGAUACUGUUAUCACUGCAAUACAUGCAUACGAUAAUGAUCAUAAAAAGAUGAAAGUAUUUAUUAAGGAGAAAUUGGAUCAGAAGUAUCCUCCAAAUUGGCAAUGUAUCAUCGAUUAUAAUUUGAACAGUUUGCCUCCGGAACCAGCUGAAUACCUUAUCCUCUUCAGAUGUCAGGAUAUUGACUAUUUCAUUUUUAAAACAAAUCAGAUGUGA
This is a messenger RNA of Trichobilharzia szidati, 243 nucleotides long. The record is from the annotation of a GenBank genome assembly. NCBI's taxonomy places the organism in Eukaryota, Metazoa, Platyhelminthes, Trematoda, Strigeidida, Schistosomatidae.